AUGAAAGAACCUCCUCCUCCUCUUCACCCAGACGAGGACAAAAACGAGAGCGACGAGAGAAAAAACAUCGAUCAAAAGGAAGGGGACGUUGAAAUUGCCGCCAUUUCUUCCUCCUCUUUUAACGAGAAUACCCUCACUCGCAACACCAACAACCACAUCGUCGGGGAAAAAUCACCAUCCUCCUCGGAGGAUGAAGCGGACGCGUUCAAGCGUUUCCUCGCCUCCGUGGCAAUCUUAGCCGGCACCGCGGUCGGUUCUGGAUGCCUCGCCAUCCCUCGAGCGACGGCACCGGCUGGAGUGAUCCCGUCCUCGGCGGCGAUGACGUUAGUGUGGGUGUUUUUAUGCUUCUCUGCGUUGUGUAUCGUGGAAUCCGUGGAGGCAACCAGUCGGAAGAUGAAGAGGGCAGACGUGCCUUUACACGUCGUCGCGGAACAGACGCUCGGUAAGAAAUGGGCGAAACUGGUUGGGUUUUCGUACGUGCUCGCGGUGAACGCGGCGUUGUGUUCUUCGCUCUCCAAAGGCGGGUACAUCUUAGUGGCGUCGACGUUAGGUAAAGAGAACGGCGGCGGUUUGAACAUGCUCGCCGGGUGGGCGUAUUGCGCCGCGGUGUGGUUCAUAGGUGUUUUGUUAGCGAUUCCAGCGUUUGUGGACGGAGGUAAAAUUGCGGAAAAUGUAAACAGUAUCGCGACGAGUGUGAUGGUUUUAGCGUUUUGCGGGUUGUUGACCAUCGCGGAGGAGCGGAUAUUGCAAUCGAGUAAAGGCGUGGUGGCGGAAACGAUCGCGAAGAAAGAUUGGUCGAAAGUCUUGAAAGCGGUGCCGGCGAUUUUUCAAACCUUGAGUUUUCACUUCGUCGUACCCGUGGUGUGCACGAAGUUACACCACGAGAAGAGGAGAUGCAAGUUAGCGGUUAUUUUAGGGAGCGCGAUACCGCUGGUGAUGACGUUGUUGUGGAACUUCGCGGCGACAUUUUUACGGAUCACGCCGUCAACCGCGAACGUCAUAUCGCCGGUUGUCGACAUAUCGCCGUCGUCUGGUGUCGCGACGAACAACAUCGCACAGGCUAUACUCGAUAGAAAUAGAAACAGAGGAGAAGAAAGUGGAGAGAGAGAAGACAUCGGCGAGGGCGAGUUUGAUCUCAUCAAGUCCACGUCUUUAUCGCCGAGUGAAGUUGAAGAUGAAUUCAACAACAAGGAGAAGAAAAAGACGAAAACGACGACCACGACCACGGUGACGACGACGAAAACGAGCACGUCUGCGUUAACGCCGGAAGAGUAUAACAAAAUUCGUGAAAUGGCCAGAGAAGAAGAGAAAAGAGGUUCGAACGAGAAGGACGAGAUUGUGCGAGAAGAAGUGCGAGAGAUUAUAGACGUAGCAGAAGAUAUCGCGGCUUCGGCGGAGACGGCUUCGACGAGAACCACGACGACGAUAGAUGAUGAAAGUGAUAGCGAUAAUACGAAGGGCAAAAUCGAUGGUGGCGGUGGCGGCGGCGGCGAAGAACAGAUAUCAUCCUCGGGAGGCGUUUUUGGAGAAGAUGCGGAAGAAGAAGAAACGACGUUGGUUUCGCCGAAAGAUAUCAUCGUCGAAAAAGACGAAAACGAUGAAACCGUCGUGGUCAUCGAAGAAGACGUGGACAAAAGCACUUCGGAAGAAGAACGAGACGGCGAAGUGUUUUCCGCGUCUUCUUCCGCGUCGUCGUCCUCGAUGGACGGUGGCGAUGUGAGUAACGCCGCGUCAACAUCUGAAAGCAGCGAAGCAUCGAAGACCGCGCCGUUGGUGACUGAAAAAGAGACGAAGAAAGCGUUGACUGCGUUGGCGGCGGUUUUCGAAGGCGAAACGCCGAAACCGGAAUCCGUCGUCAAGGAAGAAACGCCGCAAUUAGUUCAACACACGGUGAAAGCUUUAAUGAGCGAUCCGAAGGAAGCGGCGGCGAAAAGUAAAAAUGAUGCAAAAGAAAUGUUGGCGUUCGAGCGGGCGUUAAUCAGCGACAAGAGUAAGCUCGACGAGUUCGUCGAAAGAGGCCCCGGAGAGGAGUGGAACUCGGCGUUGGAGAGCGAUAUCGACGAUGCGCUUGCAAACUUGGGAAGAGAGAGUUCAGAUGAUGAUGGUGGCGGUAACGACGAGGCGGAUACGGAUACGUCGUCGCCGAAUGCGUUGGAGGAGGAAAGUCUUCUCGACGAUGGAAUUCACCGCCGCUCGAAAACCCGACGGAGAAAUUUACUCUGGAAGAUUAAAAUUCGGCGCGUAUUCCACCACCACCGACACGAAAGCGACGACGCUUCCAAACCGGCGCCAAUCGAUCCCGUGCAAGCGUUACUGGAGUCGGGAGGCACCAUCGUCGAAGUUUUCGUCUGGCUGUUCGCCGGAUCGGCGGUGGUGACGACCAUCAUCGGCUCGUACCUCUCGCUCGCUUCGGCGUUUCAAGCCAUCUCGUACGAUUUCGGCUACGGCUGCGGCGUGUUUGCGCGACGUUCGCGAAAGGCGUUCAGGAAGAAAUCUUUAGCGCUCUUCUCGAAUUUAGUCACCAGCAACCCGUUCGCGCCCGCCAUCGGCGCCGGUAGCGAUCAUCACUCCAUACCGACGAAGAACGAGUGCGAAUACUACGGGCAAUUUUUCAUCGUCGUCGCUGCGGUCGCCCCGUCCGUUAUCGUCGCGUGUCACGGACCGGAAUUAUUCUACGGCGUCGUCAAAUUUAGCGGCGGCUUUAUCAUUCCUCUGUUAUAUUUAUUAGCGCCGGCGAUGAUGGUUCGCGCGACGAGAACUGGGCAUUGUUUGACUGGAUUAGUCGAUUUAGAUGCCUAUAAAAACGUCGUCACGGAUGAAGAUGAACGAGGAGGAAAAUCAUCAUCGACGCCGUCGUCCUCGAUGAAGAGAAACCAACAAAAUCCCAUCGUCAAAGCCUCGCCUCCGUUUGGGUUAGACGCGCCGAUAUGGAAAGAACGCGAUCGAUCGAUGCCGAUGACUUGGGGUGGAGAUUUAAGUCUUCUCGCGUUGGCCGCGGUCAGUUUAGGAUUAGUUUUAGCGAAUACGUAUACGUAUUUAGUCGACUAUUUGUUGUAA
Bathycoccus prasinos is the source of this 3057-nucleotide messenger RNA. RefSeq names its product aromatic amino acid permease. Lineage: Eukaryota; Viridiplantae; Chlorophyta; Mamiellophyceae; Mamiellales; Bathycoccaceae. Gene Ontology annotation, biological process: amino acid transmembrane transport. The coding region runs from base 1 to 3057 and encodes 1018 amino acids. The record is from RefSeq and is a predicted model, not a curated record. The transcript is spliced from 2 exons.